AUGAGGUCCGUGUUUCUGCCCUGGGCAUCGGCAGCCCUCUUCCUCCUGGUCGACGUGACGGUUUCAGAAGAAUCAGUACUGGAAGGAGCAUUGCAACUUCAGAUUAUCAACUUUAAUUUUGAAACCGUGCAGGUCACGUGGAAUGCCAGCAAGGACUUUGGGACAAAUUUGACUUUCCUCUACAACUUAAGCAGUGAUGAGACCAGUAGCCAAUGCUCCAACUAUAUUCUUCAACAAAGUCGUACUGCUGGAUGCCUCCUGGAGGCAAAAAAAGAUGAAAUUCUGUGCUUUUCCAUCUGGAAUGCAACACAUCUCCUUCUCACCAAGUGCCAAUGGAUCAGUGCUUACUUGAAACCCAGCUCCCCAAAAGACUUGAACUUCCAGUGGCAUCAGGAAACCAUCACAGUGACCUGUUCUGAUCUCCCCUACAAGCGUCUCCUCUACGAAAUCCAGUACAAGAGUAUGUUCGACACUGAGUGGCAGUCCAAGGAGGAAGAAACCUGCAAUGUUACGACAGAUGGCUUGGAUGCUGAGAAAUGUUAUUUCUUCCGGGCCAGAGUGAAAACGAUGGAGUCCAGCUAUGGCCCUGACACAUACCCAAGUGACUGGUCAGAAGUGACACAUCAGCAGAGGGGGGAGCUGAGAGAUUCGUGCCCGCAGAAAAAGCUUUUCCCAAAAUUUGUUUUAAUUUCCAGCAUGGUUGCUUUGCUGACCGUGUUCCUUCUUCUUCUGUCUUUAUGGAAAGUACGGAGAGUUCAGAAGCUCCUCAUGCCCAUGGUGCCUGAUCCCAAAUUCAGCUUCCCUGGGCUCUUUGAAUCCCACCAGGGUAACUUCCAGGAGUGGAUAAAGGACACCCAGAACGUGGCCCACUUGAAUAAGAUGGAGGGUGCAGAGCAAGAGUGUGUCCCAGAAGAGGCCCUAGUUGUCCACGUGUUCAAGCAUGAGGCUGAGAUGCCCAUCAUGACGACCAGCCCCCUGUGCCCACAGACGGAGGAGGAAGAUGCCCCUGGGGACCCCAGCCGGCUCCCUUGCCAGCCCCUGCAAGGUGGCGAGGAGAUUUCUCUUGGGGGCUUUACAUUUGUGAUGAGUGACAACUCAUAUGUGAUGUUGUGA
Messenger RNA from Neogale vison (American mink), 1113 nucleotides. RefSeq names its product cytokine receptor like factor 2 (gene CRLF2). Gene Ontology annotation, molecular function: protein binding; cytokine receptor activity. The record is from RefSeq and is a predicted model, not a curated record. Gene Ontology annotation, biological process: cytokine-mediated signaling pathway. Lineage: Eukaryota; Metazoa; Chordata; Mammalia; Carnivora; Mustelidae. Gene Ontology annotation, cellular component: external side of plasma membrane. The transcript has 8 exons. Bases 1 to 1113 code for a protein of 370 amino acids.